AUGGCUUCACGAUCCCCAUUCAACUUGGCCACUUGUGCCCGUCCGAAUAUCCUAGCAUUGCAGCCUUACAGAUGUGCCCGAGAUGACUACAAAGAUGAUGGCACAAACGUCCUCCUCGACGCCAACGAGAAUGCCUUCGGUCCUGGACUUGCCCUGAACAGCGAGGGUGCAUUGCAAGCCUCGCAAACGGGCAAUGCCACUGGCGCCUCCAAGCCAGAGAUUGACUUCCUGGGCCUGAACCGCUACCCCGAUCCUCACCAAAUUGAGCUCAAGCAGCUUUUCUGCAACCUCCGAAACACCCACCACCACACCCCCAAGACCCUCCUCCCAGAACACAUGUUCUGCGGCGUAGGCUCUGACGAAGCCAUCGAUGCUCUCCUCCGAUGCUUCUGCGUACCAGGCAAAGACAAAAUCCUCACCUGCCCCCCAACCUACGGCAUGUACAGCGUAAGCGCCCAAGUCAACGACAUCGAAAUCGUCAAAGUGCCCCUCGACGCCUCCAACGGCUUCCACCUGCAACCAGAGAAAGUCAACGCCGCCCUCUCCGCAGACCCAUCCAUCAAACUAGCCUACAUCUGCUCCCCAGGAAACCCCACCGCGAACCUCAUCCGCAAAGAAGACAUCCAAAAAGUCCUCGAGCACCCAACCUGGAACGGUGUCGUCGUAGUAGACGAAGCCUACAUCGACUUCGCCCCAGAAGGCUCCAGCCUCGCAGAAUGGGUCACAGAGUGGCCCAACCUGGUCGUCAUGCAGACCCUCAGCAAGGCCUUCGGUCUCGCAGGUAUCCGCCUCGGAGUCGCAUACACCAGUCCUGAAAUCGCCCUGUUGCUCAACAGCCUCAAGGCUCCCUACAACAUCUCCAGCCCGACCAGCGCACUCGCCUCCGCAGCCCUCACAGCCCCCAAUAUGGCUGUCAUGCACGGCUAUCGCACGCAGAUCAUCGCCCAGCGCGAUCGUCUCCUCCGUGAACUCCCCGGUAUCCCGGGUGUGGGCCAAUUCCUUGGCGGGUCGGAUGCGAACUUCCUGCUUGUGCAGAUGCUCAACUCGGAUGGCCGACCGUGUAAUAUUACGGCCCUUGCGGCGUAUGAGGCGAUGGCGGAGAAGCGUGGGGUUGUUGUUCGAUUCCGUGGAAAGGAACUUGGGUGUGAGGGUUGUCUCCGUAUCACUGUUGGAACAGAGGCGGAAACUACCAAGUUCCUGCAGGAAUUGCGGGUUGUUCUCGAGGGUCUGCGCUCGGGAGCUGGUAUCGCAUCCUUGCGGUAA
Messenger RNA from Penicillium salamii, 1263 nucleotides. NCBI's taxonomy places the organism in Eukaryota, Fungi, Ascomycota, Eurotiomycetes, Eurotiales, Aspergillaceae. The record is from the annotation of a GenBank genome assembly.